CCACCACUUUUAUAGAUAUUAGGACAAACCACCUGGCCAGCCAUGGCCGCCGUCACCUUCGCAGUUUUACUGGGUGCUGUAUCCGCGUCUGUGCGUAGUGACUUGGAGCAUCUGGGGUCGUGCGUUGUCACUGAUGCGCUUGUGGUUGCACAGUGCAAGGCCUUGUUGCAGGGUCUCAAUUCCAACACAAAGGGCCUUCGUGAAGCCUGCCAGACUGCAGAUAUCCGUGGAAAACGAAAUGGAAUGCGUUUGAACCAGGAGGAACUCCGGGAACUCGUCAAGACAAAGCUUUUGAAUUUGUUGCCACCCGUGAAGUUUCAAGCGUUGCUCCAAUAUGCAUCGUUGGAGACGCACGUUGAGCUUCGUUCCUUUGGUGACGUCUUUGUGGCAGCGCAGGAAGCUGGAAGGAUCAAAGAACUCUUGCUUGUUUUGGGGCCUGGUGAGACCAGCCAAUCAAGAUGCAGGGCUGUUUUCCGUGAUUGGGGCGUGGCGCGGCGCGUUGCCGGUAGAGGUACCGAGCGCUCGGUCGAUGCAGCAAAGUCAGAACUGAUGGGUGUAUGUAUACGUUUUUUGAAAGAAUGCGAACACACUCCCGAUGGGCGUGCUGCAUCCUUGUCUGGGCCACCCGACCGGGGGCCAACCAGUCUCGCGGAGGCCGUGGCGUUGCUGCAGUGCAAUCGUGCUGUGCCUCUCAAGCGCGCAGUGGGCAAGAGACAGGCUUUGUCUGUGGCGCCUGUCGAGCUCAGCCAAUUGUUGGAAGGGUUGCACAGUGGGACAGUGACGAAGAAAGAGCAGGUUCCUUCUAUGUUAGUGGCCGGUUGCAAGGCACACAGGAAGCAUGCUGGUCGGGUUGUCCGCCCGGAGCCGGAGUUUGCCACGCGAGAGGCACACCGAGGAGCUGUGGAGCGUUUCCGAAGCCAUUUGCAGCUUGAUCCGCAAUGUUGGAGUGCCUGUGCAGUGGUGAACAUGCGGACUCCCCAGAGUCUGGAUGCCUUUGUGUGCACUUUGAAGGAUCCCUUACACAGAACAGCCACGCCCUUUGCGAAAGACUUUCGCGAUGUGCACAUCCCGUCCAACUGGGAUGGACAGCACGUGCUUCGACGCAUGGCAGCCAUGGAGUUGCAGAAUGCAUCUGCGGUUGCGCGGCGAGAGGCAUUGCCACUUUUGGAUGGACCUUUGGUGGCGGAGAUCAUGGCGCUGCGAGGUGACGUAGAUGGCCGCAAACCAGUGGAGAGUUUUGAUUUGUUGGUCGCAGCUUUGAAAGAUGCGCAAUGCAGCAUGCCUGACCAACCGGCCUGGUUUCAGAGUGCCUGGGGUGUGAAAGAGCCGGAGCAACUACAUGCCCUUGCGCAAGACUUUGAUACAUUUCUGACGAAGCAUGACCUUCGGGAUCUGUGGACGGAGGCAUCUUUGGGUACUGCUAUGGUGUGGGUGGGCUGGUUUGGCAUAUUGCAGCAUCGGGAUCAAAGAAAGGCAAAGGUAGAGGAAUGGGUCUCGGAAAGCCGUGGUCUGUUCAAAAGUCCGCCUGCCCAGUAUGUAUUGUCAACUCGAAUGGAUACCUAUGCUUUCCCACCGUUUUUCAAAACCGAUGCAGAGUCCAUGUAUGGUGUGGCAGGUGGAGCAGAGUUGCCAAAAGGGUUGUUGCCUAUUUUGACAGCUCCUCGAGUGUGUGAACUGUGUGGAGAUGGAUUUGUGAAUUGGACAGAUCUGUCUGCGCAUGUGGACCAGGCGCAUGUGAACUGGGCAGAGUACCGUAAGCGCGUCUUUUGGCAUGCGCAGCAUGAGGAAGCUGCUCCUUGUCAUGGUUUGCCCAUGUCUUGGGCCCGCAAAAGACGCAUCCUUGGAAACGCAACCGCCCAACUGGUCAGCGUAGCCAGCCAACCGUUAGGGGAUGAGUCUGUUUCAGCAGCAGUGAGAACUGCAGAGCCUCGAGCCCCCGAGCGCGAACCUCGUGCCAUGGUGGGAUGCGCUGUGUGCGCAACGAAGGAAUGGACCGAGCGGAUGCGCCGGUGCGACAUGUUUCGCACUUUGCCUGUGGGGAAAGAGGUGCGGGAGGAGAUGGACGAGGAGGAAGCAGCUGAGGCUCAAGCUGGUUCGGCAGAUGAGCAGGCGGGUCGUCGGCGGAGCAACUUGCUUCGAGAUAAGCGCGGUCUGUAUUAUUUUGGACCAGCCGAAGAAAUUCAACAGCUUUUGGGAGUGGACAAAUACGCAGAGCGGUGGCCGAAGAUUCCAGUUGCCGAACUACACGCAAGUUCGGUGCAACAUCCGGAUCGCCCUGGCUACCGGUGGCUGUUGCACACACGCAGGGUACCUUUGCGGAAAAAGGCAGAGUCUGCGGUUGCGCGCGCAGAGGCUAGCGUCGCGGAUGCGCACGCGGAAGGUGAAGCUGCGGUUGCGCGCGAGGCUGGUUCCCGGGAUACAGCUGUGGAAGGGCAUCCGCCUUGCGCUGGCAUCGGGGACAGUAACGGCACGGUGUUCCUUUGUCGGUGGUGUUGUCACAGCUUGUGUCACCGGAAACCCACGCUUCCCAAGCGAGCGCUUGCCAAUGACCUGUGGGGAGGCCGCGAGCAUCCGCUUUACCAGAAGCUUCGGGACUUGCCGGCUGCACGGAUGCUUCUUGGACAAGCUCGGGUACUUUACAGGAAGGUGGUGUUGAACCACAAGCAUGGAAGAGAUGCGUGUGAGUUGCAACAUGGCUUGCAAGGCAAUACCACUUUCAUAGCGCAGCCGCGAACUUCAGCCGUGGGGAAGUCCUUGCCGCCUUGCAUGGAGGACGUGGGUCAACACUUGCAGGUUAUUUUUUCUGUAUCCCGCACCGACGUAGCCAGAGCGAAACCACUGUUGGUGCCACGUUCCCUUUACCUCGAAUGCGCUCGUCUUCGACAACAGCUUUGUCCGUUGUUUCAUGAGGUGGAAAUCGAUGUAGCACGAGCACAGGUUGACCUGAAGGAGGAUGAGGCGCCCCCCGGGAAUUGUCCGGCUAGCUCGCGAGCAGCGGACACGGCAGCGAGGUCGCGGGAAGAUGAAAUUGUAGAAGCUGACUUGUUGGAUGAAGAGCCGGAAAAGUUGGAUGCAGAGGCAGAGGGUGAAGAGUCCUGUGCGGCUGCGCAAGGAGAAGCGGGGAAAGCUCCGGUGGAAGAAGCAGAGAACCUCAUUGGACUUGAUGAGGCCGCGGACAACGAUCCUCUGCAGCAUUACGUCGUCCUACAGGAGCAAAUUCGACGUAUACAGGAGGACCAAGCUCGCAUUCAGAGGAAGGAAGAGAAGGCAGAGGCCGCACAAGGUGAUGCUCAAGUGGUUGCUGGCAUGGAACUGACUGCGGCUCGAGAAGCCUGUCGAGGACACGCUUUAGAACUGCGGGAAGUGUGUCGUAGAUUGGCCGACAGACAUGAACAGAGCAUUGAAGCGGAACUGCAACUUCUGGAAGGACCGCGGACGCCGGAUGCCAAUGUGUUGGAAGUGCGAGCGGGACAGCUCCUGUCCAUGUUCCUUCCCGAGUCUUGGUGUUUGGCUUUCACGGAAUUUUUCUUCGGAGAUUGCUUACCUUUUGAUCAAUGCAGACCUGUGCGGAUUGCGCCAAGAGCGCUCAUGGCAUGUCUUUUGAAAAGAGAAGAGUUGGAAUAUCACCUUGCAACAGACGCCGUUCCAUAUGCGGCGCGGCCAACGUCCAGGUGGGACAACGCGGAGGUGACAGCCAUGUUUGCGGAUACCGUGCGACGUCAAAGCUUGCUUCUCGCUACAAAAAUGACGUUUCUCAGUCACAAGUCUUUUCAGUUAGACCUGCAAGCAAUCGCAAAGGCAAAGGCCGAGGAUUUCCAGGCUCUGCAACGAUAUUCCACGCUGGGUCAGGCUUAUGCGAGUGCUGGCAACAGGGAUGGACCAGCCAUGAAAGCGCUGAAGCAUCUGCUGACCAGCACUGCUGUAGUCCCAUUGACAGAAGGGAACAAAAUGAAACUACGCCAUUUCGGACAUGCGAUGGACAUGACCUUCGGCCCGCUCAAAUUAUUUUUGACAUGUAAUUUCGCUGAUACCUACAUGCCUUUGACCAUGACAGUGUUCGACCCAAGCAAUAUGGAAAGACUGUGCGAGACUCAGUGGGAUCUCUUGGCAGAACGACCUCUUUUGCCUGCUUUACAGCACAUGCAUCGGGUCGUGGCCAGAUCGCCAGUGUUAAAUUUCUUGUGCACUUGCGAUUUGGAGCAAAGAAGUGUUAUGAUGUUGGUUUGCAGUGACAAAUGA
This is a messenger RNA of Durusdinium trenchii, 4239 nucleotides long. The record is from the annotation of a GenBank genome assembly. Lineage: Eukaryota; Dinophyceae; Suessiales; Symbiodiniaceae.